Messenger RNA from Acanthochromis polyacanthus (spiny chromis), 6118 nucleotides. RefSeq names its product Ets2 repressor factor like 3 (gene erfl3). NCBI's taxonomy places the organism in Eukaryota, Metazoa, Chordata, Actinopteri, Pomacentridae. The record is from RefSeq and is a predicted model, not a curated record. Gene Ontology annotation, biological process: regulation of transcription by RNA polymerase II; cell differentiation. Gene Ontology annotation, cellular component: nucleus. Gene Ontology annotation, molecular function: DNA-binding transcription factor activity, RNA polymerase II-specific; sequence-specific DNA binding.
AGUGUGGGCGGGCCCCACUCAGAUGAGAGCGAGCGAAACACGACACCCCGAGGACGGAGAGAGGCACGGGGGGUGGGGGGGAGGAGGAGAAAGUAGCGCUGAGUGGUGUGAGAGUGAGUGGAGGACUAAAAAAAGUGUGUGAAGAAAGAGAGGCUCCUUUCUAACGUUAAUUUCUGUCAAAGAAGUAGCUGAGGCGGAGACAUGUCAAACAGCGACGAAGAUGCAGUUGAGACGGAGUAAACAGCUACCGGACAGUUAGCGGAGCAACUUGUUACAACACACGGAGAAAGGCUUCCCUGGUUGGCCUGAGUCGGGACGGUUGGCCGUUUUUCGCUGCAACUUGAACAGACCUCAACGCUACCGGACGAGAGAGGAGGACCAACGCGGUCGCUGACGGAAAACAAGCCCUUCGGUCGGUUUGGUUGUUUGGCAGAGUGCCGGGGAAACGGACCGAGAGAGCGCGGCGGCUCGAAAGAAGGGAGAGCUGCUAAAGCGGCAGCGACAAAAGUUUGCGGUGCGUCUUCACCUAGUUUUCCAGAUUGGAAACAAGAGCGGGAGUAAGAGGCCGAGAGACUGACUUUUCGUUCCUCGAGCAACUUGGUGGAAUUCUUCCAGUUUAGCGAACUUUACCGCCCUGUCAAGUUAGCUAAAGCAGAAAGAAUGAAAACACCUGGAGAUACUGGGUUCGCCUUCCCAGAAUGGGCUUACAAGCCUGAGUCGAGCCCUGGGUCCAGACAGAUCCAGUUAUGGCACUUCAUCCUGGAACUGCUCAGGAAAGAGGAGUAUCAUGAUGUCAUUGCCUGGCAGGGGGAUUAUGGCGAGUUUGUAAUCAAGGACCCAGAUGAAGUGGCCAGGCUGUGGGGGGCCAGGAAAUGUAAACCCCAGAUGAACUAUGACAAGCUCAGCAGGGCCUUGAGGUAUUACUACAACAAGAGAAUCCUUCACAAGACUAAAGGCAAGAGGUUCACCUACAAGUUCAACUUCAAUAAACUGGUUCUGGUCAAUUAUCCCUUCAUAGACAUGGGCUCUACUGGAGGCAGUGUUCCCCAGAGUGCACCUCCUGUCCCCACUGGUGCCGGGACCCACUUCCGUUUCCCUCCUUCCACACCUGAAGUCCUCUCCCCUAAUGAGGACCUGCGCAGCCCGGGCAUGUUCAGCUCAGUGGGCCGACGAAUGGCGCGUGGCUCCGUCAGCGAUUGCAGCGACGGCACCUCGGUUAAUUCUGAGAUCGAGGAGGGUAACACGGGAGCAGGAGAAGAGAGGGGAGAAAGGGCUGUGAGUGGAGGAGGAGGAGCUGGUGGUGGAGCAGGCUACCGUAGUAUCAUUCAUCCUCGUCUGUCUCAUGAAACCCUGUUCCGCAUGUACGGAGGGCCAGGUAACCCUGCUGGGCACCCAGGCUCCCGUGGCCACACCGGACACCGUAUCCAUCCCGAGCCCUUGUCCCCCUUCCCUGUCUCCCCUCUGCCAGGGCCAGGAGGUGCCAGCCUCUUAGCCCCUCCUCUGUCCCCAGCGCUCUCCAACCCCACAUCUCAUCUGCCCUACACUCCCUCACCCACUCUGUCACCCAUGUUAGGCUCACACUUCUCCUUCAACCCAGAGGACAUGAAGCGCUACCUGCAGGCCCAUACCCAGUCGGUGUACAACUACGGCCUCAGCCCCAGAGCUUUCCUCCAGUAACCCAACAUCGUCAUCCCUCAGCCCCACCGGCCCGCCGCCGACAAGGCCGGUCUGACAGCAGAGAGAGCCGCCGAAAGAGCUACAACGGCUGGGGGAGGAGAGAGAGGGGGAGACAGGCACCACCAUCCACCUCUUGCUCACUCCACCCAUCACCACCCGCAUCUUCCUCACUCUGCCCAUCCUCACUCGCAUUCCCAUCCCAUACAUCACCCGCUCCAUUUGGGUGAGGAGCCCCCACACAUGUCUCCUUCAAGUCAAGCUGCAGCCACCUCCGCUGGCAGGAAGCAGAGGGAAGGGCAAAGCCAGAGUAAACCCAGGCAAAGUUCACUGUCUUCAGGCUCAGGAUCCGGGUCCAUGUCCUCUACCUCUGGCCUGGGGUCCUCCCUAUCAUUCGGCAGUGACCUGAGCUCAGCCAGUGGCUCAGGUCUCAUCUCUGCCUCCUCUUCAACGCAGUCUCUAAACAGUGCCGGAUUACCCAGUUUUCAGGUGGAGCCCAUCUCUGAUAUAGAGUCAGAGGAAGAGGUGGAGGUAACUGACAUUAGCGAUGAAGACCCAGAUGAAAGAGAUGAGGAGUUUGAGCUCUUUUCCCCUCGACACUUCAGAGCAUCCAACCACCACCACCACCACCACCAUGUUAACGGCACGGCCACAACUCAACACCAACCCCAUCCUGAUGAAGACCUGGACGAGGACGUCUUCAAAGCCCCCGCUCCUCCUCCGCCAGGCCUGAUGCCUUUCUUCACCUCGCAGCACACACAGUCCAAUGCACAUCGCGGCCUCUCCGCCCUCAAGAGUGAACCCCCCGAGCCGGCUGAGAGCAGCACAUCCCCAUCCCAGAUGGCCUCGGCAGGAGCUCCCCAGACCAAGUGCAUCCCUCUCAAGCUCCGCUUCAAGAGACGCUGGAGCGAAGACCAGCGGAUGGAGGCCUCACAGGAGGAGUCGGAUGACAAAAUACGACCAGAGGAGGAGAGGGAAAGACAGAGGCAGAGUAACGGACAGAUGGAGAUGGAGGAGGAUGGGACAGGCAGUGGCGAAGGGGACAGUCCCCCGCUGGCAUAUGAGGGCUCUAUAGCAACACCACUGGCCUCACACAGUAGGGCAAGCGCUGAGUUGCACCGUGCCACUGCACAGCUCUCACUAGAGAAUAAAGACUGCUGAUGAGAGCCUUAGUCGAAACACUACUGCUCCAGCAGCACAGGAUGUAGUACAGGAGUAUGUAAAUGGUCCCUCUAUGAUCCCUCUCCCACACAGACAAACUAGAUCCCCAAAACCUCCAGUGACCUAAGAGCAGAGUCCAAGAAAAACACAAAUAUUUCCAGCAACUUAAAGACAGCCCGACUCUUGUUGUGUUAGACCCACUGAAAAUCCUCCGUCUAGAUCGGGGUUCUUCUGGGAUGCAUCAUGGUGACUGUAACAGCGCUGAAGUCAGAGGGAGACUUGCUCUGAAGCCCAAGUUCACCUCCCACCCGGCCAAUGAAGCUCCAGUAGCACAACGCCCACCUGCAGGCCCCUUCAGUAGGUUUAGCAGCCAGUCAACGCUCUCUUCAGGGGACUCAGGCUCUCUUACUGCCCAGCAGCACAUCAAGGACGACAAUGUGGACACCCAUGCUACCUUUAAUACAAGACAACGGGACUUUAAGUGCCUGUUUCUACAAACCCACAGCUCGUUACUACAGUGACAUGGAAAAAUGAGGGAGGAGGACUACUCUGAUCAUUAACUCAUGAGGGCCUUUUGGAAAAAAAAUCGGAUAAAAAUGAAAUUGUCUUGAAGACCAACGCGUGGAGCUGUUGGAUACUGUCGGACUGACUCUUAAACCUGGCCCACUCCACUCAGGGAAGCCUAUUGCUGUAUGUCUAUUGGAUCAUGCACACAAAUACACGCAAGCAAAAAAACAAAAAGCCCAAAAAACAGCGAAUGGGGCUGGUGGACUUUGGACACUCAGCAGACAAAUUCUGCUCAACAUACUGUUCUCUCAGACCUUAUGACUUUUAUAUAAUCUCCCUUCUGUCUCUCUCUAGUCCUGACCCUCUUUCUCUUGCUGUCCACCUGUGGAAAUAGCAUGACUCUAUAAAUCUAACCCCAGAGAGGAGGGAGGAGAGAAAAAGACGAGGAUGAAGAGGAUCUGCGGAGGGGACCGUAGGGGGAAGUCUGCGGGGGGGGGAAGAAGGGGUUUGUGGGGUUCCAGCAACUGUUAACUAGCCAUUUUUACCUCACCUAACAUGGCUUGUACACUGAAAAAAAAAUUUUAAAAAAGAAAAAAAAUCCCUCAAUUCUCAGCAGCACAGAAUCGUAGUUCACCAGCUAGAGCUCGUCUAACAAUCAUAUACGAUGUUAAACUAAACCAGCAAGCAUCCCCAUUUAGCCUUUAGCUCUGAAACAUGCUCCCUCUCCCUCAGACCGGACUAUAGUGGCGUCUCCCUCAGGACCUCAGGGUGUGUUUGACCGGCAGAUCUGUUAUCUACGUAGGUAUGAGAGCCUGAGAGAGCAGGGGGCAUCUUAAACACACACAAACACAAACACAACACAACACAACACAGCCUUUCUAUGCCUUGUUUUUAUAGCAUGUACAAAAGUGCAAACUGAGCUCUAAUAUCUCACAGACUAUAUCUUUAUAUAUGAAAUUAUUAAAGAAAAGUUACAUUUUAAAAGAAUCCUAGCAUUUUGAAGAUGCUAUUGAUUCAGGAUUAUUAUUAUUUUUUUUGUAAGUGGAUUAUUUUGAGUGGUCAUGCCGCUCACUACACAAUAUGGUAUUAUGGGUUCAGAAUGAAGAGGGGUGGAGGUCUGAGUUGUUUCUGGUGCAUUUGUUUCAUAGAUAAACAAGCCAGAGGAAAACAAACACGGCACAGGCCAGUCUAGGAGAACAAGACCAGCAAGAAGGAACAAAAAACGAUUCAGGACUCGAACAGACUGCUAAUGAUUCCAGUGUGUAGUUCACUCUGCUGUUCGCUUCGUUUGUAGGAGCUUGCCCUUUCUGCACGCCACCGCUCUGCAGUCUAGCUCAGCUCAGCGGGGUUCUCUCUGGUUUGAGCGGUCCUGUCCCCGGGCCACCUCUUCAGGCUGUCCGAGUGUCGCAGUUAGUUCAUGGGAUGUUAGGUAAGUAGUAAUCCUGUCUUGUCAUAGGCCAGUUAGCAUAACGCUGUGAACUUAAGGGUUUAGUCAUUACAGUCAGACCUGUGAGCCCCAGUCCUAAAACACCCUCGCACAUUCACUCACACACACACUCGACAUUUGACAUGUUUUAACAUCCAGGAAUCUGAUUGGUUAACUAAAGCGCGCUGACCGGCCGCCCGUCCCCGCUUAGCCAGCAACAACGUGGAUCUAUAGCAGCGAGCUGUGAGAUAGACGGCCUGCAGGCAGUCUGUGUAGCUGAGCUGAUCGAAUUUCCUCAUCAGACCCCUGUGGUCUGCCUGGAGCGUGUCACAACAUGAACACACUCCCUCACACCCAGCAGGUCCUGUGUUUGUAUUCCAUCUGACAGCUGCCUUACUACUACUUUUCAUAUCUCGGCUGAUAAGACGUCAGUCCUUCAUGCUCUCUCUUCUUUCAGUUUUCAUCUUUCCUUGCUCUGUUUCAGGAGUCAUCUAACCUCCUGCUGACUACUUUGUGAUUUGACUCAGUCAUAAUAUUGCGAGGUAAAGAAGGCGUUGAUUGAAAUCUGACUGAUAGACAAGUUCUCUUCCAUGUUUCAGGCCUCAGCAGUCAGAGAACAGUAUGCUAACAGCACAAAGAUUACAUUUCUCUAUCAGUAAAACAACGGUUUCCUUUAUUUGUCUGCUGUCAUGAUGCUAUUGAUUGUUGUUAUUGUUGUUAUUAUUGUUCUCAUUAGGUUAUUUACCUCUCCGACUGGCAUUAUUAUUCCAUGGCUCUGUUAGCUGUUGCUUUUUAUGUUGUGGACAUCACUUUGGAUGAUGUGGAAUGCCCCCAAACUCCAUUCCCUGUUUUACACCCUCUAGUUCCCGAACCAGAACCCCCUUUCUUGUCUUUGGUUUUUACAAAUGUAAUAUAACUAAAAUGUGUAAUAUUAAUUUUGAUGCAGACAGAAAUAACAUUUGGGAUGGGGCGGGGAGGGCAGCGGCAGAGGAUUUUAUUUUGGGGCACAGGGGGAGUGAUUUUAUCUUUUCUGUCUUGUAUUGUAAUUUUAAUUUUAUAAUGUUACUUUUUUCUCUCGCUUGUAUAAUUUUUUUUUUCAGGGUGGGGUGGGGCGGGUGUAUCAUUUUCAAAGAAUGGAAAGUAUGUGUAUUGUUUUACUGUGUAAAGGUCUAUCUUCUCCCUCUUUCAGUCUUUCACCUUAUCUCACCUGAGCGGUUACAUAACACUCAGAUGGAGAGAUGAGCGUUAAUACCAUGAUGUAACAUUGAAUUUCUCCUCUUCUUUUGUGUUAUUUUUUCAAACUUGUAAUUAAGCUGUAAUCAGGGUUAAUUAAAACCAGUUAAAACUCAA